AUGUCUUCACCAAGGGUGCUUGAUUCAACCCUUAUCAAAGACUUAUCAAACCACAUCUACGAAAAACGAAAGGCAACAGCAUUUCAAGUUGAAUCGAUCACCAAGGCUGCCCUUGCGCGUAAUGAUAGCCAAACCAUCCUCAAAAUAAUCCAUGAACUUACAGAUCUUACACAAUUACAAUCAUCCACAUCGCUGAGUAGCUCUGCCUCAGUGACGGCGUCAAACUCGGCAAAAAUGGGUGCCAUUACCGCGUUGGGAAGUGUUUCCGUUGCACUCGGCUCUUUCGCAAUUGCCUUUUUUUUAAACGAUAUAGUUCGACCGAUCUUUGCAAUGUUUAAAGAUGUUGAUGCUCGUGUGAGGUACUAUGCUUGUGAAUCCUUGUAUAAUGUUGCCAAAAUAGCACGUGGUGAGAUUAUGCUUUAUUUCAAUGAGAUUUUUGAUGUAUUGUGCAUCUUGGUGAGCGAUACCGAGAGCUCGGUGAAGAAUGCUGCAGAUAUAUUGGAUAGAUUGAUUAAGGAUAUUGUUAGUGCCAAAGCUGUGAACUAUGUGAGUAUAUUAGAUGAAAUGAAAGAUGGUGGUAACGAAAACGAAAACGGAAAUGGUGACCAAACGGGAGGAAGAGGUGGCGCUGGUGGAAUUGGUGGUUUGGAUAACGAAUCAAGCAUGGGAUCAAGUGUACAAGAUGGAUUUGACUCCCAAUUCAUGUCAAAGCUAAUCAAUGGCCAAGAUUUCAAUACCAAUUGGGGUAAGCAAACUUCGUAUCUGGAGAGGUUGCCAUUGCCUAGUGGUUCAGACUCUGUUCGGUCGCAUUCCUUUGAUGCUCAGGGUAAUACAAUCCAAACAGUGCAGCCACAAGAACCUGCAAAAGCAUUUCAACUACCCAAGUUUAUUCCAGUCUUGUUGGAGAGAAUGUAUAUUGUUGACCCAUUCACCAAAAAAUUUUUACUUUCGUGGCUUGAACUAUUCAAUGAUAUUCCAAACCUUGAACUCAUACGAUUCUUGCCUACUUUUUUACUGCCACUAAUUAAAUUUAUGUUGAAUGGUGCGCCACAGGAUAUAAUAUUUGAAACGGAAAACUUGUUGGAUAUUUUUUUGAGAGAGAUUGCUGAAGUUGAAAGCGUAAAGUUGGAGAUGAAUAAGAAGUUGAGGAAUAUCGAGAAACACGCAACAAGCAGUGCAGAGCAGGGCAAAGGUGACGAAGAUGUCGAAUCUAUAAGGAACAAGGUUGAAUCUUUGAAUAUAAAGAAUAAGACAAACGAGAACGAGAAUGAGAACGCGAAUGAGAAUGAAAACGAGGACAAGGCGAAACAGUCGACUCAGGCAACUCAGAAAACUUUGAGUGGAAAAGAAAAUAACUUUACUAAUGGUACCUUUGAUGGUAAUGGUAAUAAUGACAACAACGAUAAUAUCGGCAAUGACGGGGGUGAUGGUCACAGUCACCACGGUCAUGACGAUGACGACGGUCACGAUGAUGAUGUUGAUGAUGGUAAUGGUGAUAAUGAUGCACUGAUUCUGCAAGAAGUGCCAUUCGGCCAUGAUAUCUACAUCGAUCACCAAGAAAUUAUCCAUAUCCUAUUAUCUUUUCUCCAAGGGUUUAGUCAAAACGGGAAUGGAAAUGGCGGUGGUUUAAGCGGAAAUAGCAUAAAAGGUAAAGGAGAACUUCCUGAUGAUUCAUACGAAACCAAAAGUAAAGUUCAACAUAUCUGUCUAAAAUGGCUACGCGAAUUAAUCAAUAUAGCCCCCAGAGCAAUAUUGAAGAGUUUUUCCGAUUGCGUUACAAUAAUAUUGCAAAAUAUCUCCUCUACUGAAGAGCUGCAAACCUAUGAAUUACGUGACCAGUUUCUUGGUUUUAGCUACGAACUACAAGCAUUUUUAAAUAAAUUUUAUACUGAUAUUCGGCUGUUGGAAAUAUUUGGAGUGACUGAGGAAUCCGAGACACUGUUUAAUGCAAAGCAGUUACCAGAUCUUUUAGCAAGUAUUCUGAAGAGGUUCCUCUCGCAAGGUUCAAACCACAGCAACGAGUUGUCAAAAGUCACAGCACUUGAUUGGUUUGUCUUUGUUUACGAAAGAGUGCCAACAGAGUUUCUCAAUUUUUUCCAAAACCAAGAUAAUGAGUUUGGCUUAACAGAUUUGUUAAAGUAUGAUGCAAGCGAUAAUGUAAUCCUCAAGGUAUUGCAACUCUUGGCGAAAGUCUCAGAAUCAAAUCAGGAAUUUUUUAGAGACUUUAUUGCCAAGCUUAUCAAACUAUUCCAAAGUGGUGGAUUUGACAAGAACCACAAGGUUGAUUUUAUUAUUCGAAAAUUGUGUCUUAGCUUGAACUCUGAAAUAAUCUUCACUACUCUUGCAGAGGUGCUUUUACUGGAAUACAAGAGUGACGAGUCACAUGAUUUAAACUACAUGGAGUUUGCAAAUAUGAUGAUCAUCACGUUAAAUAAUAUUUUGUUGACAUCUACUGAGCUUCGUUUGUUCCGCAGGAAAUUGAAAAGCAUUGAUUUGGCACUGGAGGAAAAUUGGAAUUUGUUUUCGACGCUAUUCAAAAGUUGGUGUUUUGACGCUUCAAGUGCCAUAUCCCUUUGUCUUCUCACUUCGAAUUAUUACUUGUCCCAUUUGGUUAUCAAGAGUUUGGCUGAUCUUGAAAUCACUUCACGACUCUUGCUUCAGUUGGAUGUGUUGAUCCAGUUGUUGGAGCUGCCCAUUUUUGUCAAACUUCGAUUACAGCUUUUGGACCCAUUACGUUAUAGUGACUUGUACAAGAGCUUAUAUGGAUUGUUAAUGAUUUUGCCACAAUCAACGACUUUCCAGAACUUGCGCAAUCGUGUCUCUACAAUAAGCGUGUUUCAUGAAAACUGUGGUUCUUAUUCUUCCUUCUCUGCUUCAUCAGAAGAACAACCAGCACUGGCAUCGUUAGAGAAUAAAUUACAAGAAAGACGAGACAAGGAAGAUAUAACGGCCAAAGUUAAGGAGAAGAGCCGUUCCUUGUUAGAGCAUUUUGAGGAAAUACAAGUCAAUUUUGAGGAACUUCAAAUAUAG
Lodderomyces elongisporus is the source of this 3030-nucleotide messenger RNA. RefSeq lists its product as uncharacterized. Gene Ontology annotation, biological process: phosphatidylinositol biosynthetic process. The transcript has a single exon. The coding region runs from base 1 to 3030 and encodes 1009 amino acids. NCBI's taxonomy places the organism in Eukaryota, Fungi, Ascomycota, Pichiomycetes, Serinales, Debaryomycetaceae. The record is from RefSeq and is a predicted model, not a curated record. Gene Ontology annotation, cellular component: fungal-type vacuole membrane; PAS complex; endosome membrane.